UACUCGCAUUAAGGCAAAAACAAGGAUAUCUUUAUUUUGGCUACUUCCAUAAAUCUCACUCUCACCGACGAAAAGAUAAAAGGAGAAAUUUAAUAGCAAUAAUAAAAUUCCACAUAAAUCUGAAUAAUUUAAGAAAUUGGCCAACAAAAUCUUUUGAUCUUUUCUCACUUGAUUCAACAAUUUCAGAUUUCAGAUCUUGUUCUCCAUUUUUCGUUUAAGCUUCCUUCCUUUACAGAUUCAAGCUGAAUUCGCUUCAGUUGAGGUGCUUCAGCAAUGGCGGUUGCCGUCCGGGGAAGCCGAGGAGCGUCAAAUUUUGGUGGGUUUAACCCCCGGAGCUUCUUCUCUUACCGGAUCUUCAUUUCGGCUCUGUUUUCUCUUCUCUUCAUUGCCACUCUUUCAGUCAUCUUCACCACGAAUCCGUCCACGCCGCAUCACGAUUCUGCCCUUCCUACCACAGGAAAUGCUUAUGUGCGCAGAACGUUUUUGACUCUGAAUUCUGAUCCAUUGAAAACUCGUUUAGAUUUGAUAUAUAAGCAAGCGAGUGAUCACAUCACCCUUGUUAAUGCUUAUGCUGCAUAUGCUAGAAAGCUCAAGCUUGAGAUGUCUAAGCAAUUAAAGAUGUUUGAUGAUUUAGCUCAAAAUUUCGCAGAUAUUCAGAUGAAACCAAAUUACCAUGGGACGUUGUUUGAAUCGACGGGUCCUCUAGAUGAGGAUGUGUUGAGGCAAUUUGAGAAGGAGGUGAAGGAUAGAGUGAAGACUGCAAGGAUGAUGAUUGUGGAGUCAAAAGAGAAUUAUGAUAAUCAGUUGAAAAUUCAGAAGUUGAAAGACACAAUUUUCGCGGUUAAUGAGUUGCUUAUUAAGGCAAAGAAGAACGGGGCAUUUGCAAGCUCCAUUGCUGCAAGGUCAAUACCAAAAAGUUUGCAUUGUUUAUCUAUGAGGCUUGUGGAGGAGAAGAUUUCGCAUCCAGAGAAGUAUACAGAAGAUGAGCCUAAGGCUGAGUUUGAGGAUCCAAGUCUGUAUCAUUAUGCAAUUUUCUCGGAUAACAUCAUUGCUGUAUCUGUUGUGGUGAGAUCCGUGGUGAUGAAUGCUGAAGAACCAUGGAAACAUGUUUUUCAUAUUGUAACAGAUAGGAUGAAUCUUGCAGCAAUGAAGGUCUGGUUUAAGAUGAGACCGGUGGAAAGAGGAGCUCAUAUUGAAAUAAAGGCUGUGGGAGAUUUUACAUUCUUGAACUCAUCAUAUGUGCCAUUGUUAAGGCAACAGGAGUUGGUGAACUCACAAAAGCCUUCUUCUGACAACUCAGUAAAAUUUAAGAACCCUAAGGAUACAUCCCUGCUGAAUCACCUUCGGUUUUACUUGCCUGAAAUGUUUCCUAAGUUGCAGAAAAUUGUUUUCUUGGAAGAUGAUGUAGUUGUUCAGAAAGACUUAACAGGAUUGUGGAAGAUAGAUUUAGACGGGAGGGUAAAUGGUGCAGUUGAGACUUGCUUUGGGUCCUUCCAUCGAUUCACUCAUUAUUUGAAUUUCUCAAACCCUCUAAUUAAGGAGAAGUUAAAUCCCAAGGCAUGUGCCUGGUCUUAUGGGAUAAAUAUAUUUGAUCUUGAUGCUUGGAAAAGUGAGAAAUGUACGGAGGAAUACAAUUAUUGGCAGAAUUUGAAUGAGGACGGAUCUUUAUGGAGUGGGGGAACGCUUCCACCUGGUCUAAUCACCUUCUACUCAAAAACAAAGUCACUGGACAGAUCUUGGCAUGUUCUUGGUCUUGGUUAUAAUCCCAGUAUAAGCAUGGAUGCUAUCAACAAUGCUGCAGUCAUUCAUUACAACGGAAACAUGAAACCUUGGCUCGAUAUUGCCAUGAACCAGUAUAAAGGUUUUUGGACCAAAUAUGUGGACAGUGAUAUGGAAUUUGUGCAGGUGUGCAAUUUUGGACUUUAGAUGAGCGUGUAGUUGCUCUGUCACCAAUCAGGUACAAGCAAAAAAAAUUAGUUUCUCAUAGUUUCUUUCAUGAUUAUUGCUUAAAGUUUUGAAUUUCUCAUCAGCCGUUAUAUCUGGAGCAAAGCUUUGUAAUAUAGCCAAUAUUUAAUUUCUUAAAUCACAUGAAUGUUACUGGCAAUUUAACUUAACACUGGAUAGGCUCCAAUGUUUCAAGCAAGGAUUCUAUACCCAGUGAAAUUGGAUGAUUUCUUUUUUUUUUUUUUUAUAAAGAAACAUAAUUUCCUUUCCCUUUUA
Benincasa hispida (wax gourd) is the source of this 2220-nucleotide messenger RNA. RefSeq names its product galacturonosyltransferase 9 (gene GAUT9). Gene Ontology annotation, molecular function: polygalacturonate 4-alpha-galacturonosyltransferase activity. The record is from RefSeq and is a predicted model, not a curated record. Lineage: Eukaryota; Viridiplantae; Streptophyta; Magnoliopsida; Cucurbitales; Cucurbitaceae.